Molecule: messenger RNA, 23448 nt
Organism: Caenorhabditis auriculariae
Lineage: Eukaryota; Metazoa; Nematoda; Chromadorea; Rhabditida; Rhabditidae
Source: the annotation of a GenBank genome assembly
AUGAGUGAUGGUGGCCAGGUGAGUUUCUAUUUUUUCUUGAAUCUAAAAAAAGUCCAACCAAAUUUUUUAAACAUAAAAAAUUUCCUAGUGCACUUUAUUGAACGUCAGAUUGAGGCAGAACUUGAGAAACCAUUGUAAUUUCGAGGAAAUGAUCUUGAAAACCCAAUGACUUACCGAAUAAAAAUGAAAUGUUUAAUUUCGAAAAAGUUCUUUUUCAGGCAUUUUUCCACGCCAUCACCGGAGUUUUCGUCAUUUUUCCGAACGUCCCACUUCGCUAUGAGGCUUUCGCCAAAGUAAAUCCAUUAUAUUACUGCUAAGAAUCCAAAUUCGAAUCGUUUUCAGUUCAUUCUGGCCACGAUCAACUCCAUCUACCUAGCAGCCUAUCCAUUCAUUUUGAUUUUAUCGACUACUAGAAUUCUGAUAAUAUUCGAUAAGAUGAAACCGAAUCGGAUGAACGGAGUGGUCAAGGUGAAAAAAUAAUCGAAAAACGAUUUAAUUUUUAUCGAUUUUUUUCUGUGAUUUUUCCGAGUUUUUUCCCCGAGUUUCAAUAUUUCAGGCCACGAUUCUCGUCGGUUGCGUUUACACCUUCAUAAUUUGGGUUUGGUCAAUUUCGGGCCGAGUUUUCCACAUGACUCCCGCUGGCUGGGAGUACGAUCUCAGUACAAAAUAUGGACUUCUUCUCAAAAAAUUCGAAAUCUAUGAGACUUUUGGGAUCACCUUCUUCUCUUACAUUUCUCAACUCACUGUGAUCCUCAAUAUUUGGCUGGUAAGCUUUCAAAAUCUUCUUAAGAUGUUUAAUUUGUCCACAGACGCGUCUAAAUGGCUAACUAGGGGAUUUCAAAUCCAAUUAUGAAGACGAUUUUAAGAGUCCUUUUUAAGAAAUCACUUGAGCAAAAAGAGAUUUUUUCGUUUGAGCUUUUGAAAAUAUGGUACUUCUGAGGUUCUAGAAACAAAACUUGUCUUUAAAAAAAAGUGAGUAUACAAAAUCAAAAGUUUCCGGAACUCGAUAUCGAGUAUGUCUUGUAUGUGAUCUGUACUGAACACAAGCUUUCGUAGAAUGAAAUAUUCAAAUCAAAUCGGCCGUUUUCACGAAACGACAGUGUUCAUCCAAAAAAGAAAGAAAAUAUAGCCUCCCGGCUGAAAUAGAAAAUAUUUCGGUUGGUCAAAUUCUCCCUUUUUUGGAUUUUUUUACCUAGGGUUUUUUCAAAUUAUUGGAUUAUCUGCAUAACAAAUUUUUUACCAUCUUUUCGAAAAUAAUAACACAAAAAUAAUUUCAGAACAAGCAAAAAUUCUCCAGUUUGCACUCGAGAAAAGCUGAAAUAUCCAUAUUUUUCCACUCAACGAUUAUGACUGGCUAUUUAACUUUUGUCAAUUCGCUAUGGCACAGUUCAGGUUGAAAAAAAACAACCUAUUUCCUAGUGACUCGAAAAAAGUUCAGAAAGUUUCAUGCCGAAAGAAAAUUGGGCGACGGCUUUGGUACAUGGUUCUUGCGUUAUGAUCACUUAUCUCAACCCGGUUCUUCUCCUAAUUUUCAACCCGUUAGUUUGAAAGAAAGAGAUAAUAGUUCAGCUGGUAGGAGGCUAACUAUGAGCUCAGAAGAUCGCUGGUUUUCGCUCUACCAAGGUUUCGAAAAUCAUUUACAAUAAGUAACGUCGGUAAAGCACUCAUUUAAAAAGUUUAAGAUGAGGAAGUUCAUAGCCAAAUUGGUAAAACUUUAGUUGAACACUUAAAAAGUAACUGCUCUCAGUCCUCGUUCCAACUUUUCAGCCUAAACUUUCAAUAAAGAAAAUAGGGAACAGCUUCAAAACUCUCGGAGCCCUGAAAGAAAUUUAAAUACUCAAGACUUAAAAGUCAUAAACAGUCUUUCGGAGGCGGCCUUUUUUUGCUGAGACCUUCUCGAGACUUCAUAUGACUUGAACUUAGUCUUAAAGUCAACAAAAAACCCGACAAAACAAAUAAUUCGAAAAAAAUCAUGAAAAUUACAGAUCGGUUCGAAAACGCGUCUUCCGAAUCUUCAAAGUCGGAUUGAAGCAAGCUUUGAGAGACAAUUCCGCUUUGAACGGUCGCAGUGUGAUUGCUAUCGCAUGAUCUAUCAUUCAGAAUAAAAAUCAUGAUAAGCUCAACUUUUACACAGAGUUCUGGCUUCACAUACAGAACAAAGAGAAAAAAAAACUUGAACAAUUUUAAUGAUUAUAUAAUAAUAUUGAAUCCAGUUCUUGAUAAAAUAUUCAUCAAAGUGAUUCAAUAGAUAUCUUUUCUUCAAAUUUUGAAGUUUUACUGUCAAAAAUAUGUUUUCUUUGUUUUUUUUUUGAAUUUUUCUAGCUUAUUACUACAAGUAACCGGCUCAAUCAAAAAGCUUGAAACCCGCAGUUUUCGGGUUUUUUUCUGGAACUUUUUGGCGCACCAACAUCCUACUAAUGUUUACCGUCACCUGUGGCCUUUUCUCAAAAAUUCCCUGAAUUUCGAAUUUUCCAUCAAGCUCAAAUGUCCUAAUAGCGUCAUCAAGCGCCUACCCUGCUCAAAACCCCCAGUUCUCUCAAGAAAACCUUAUAAAAGCUCCAAAAAAAGAUCAAACUCUAAAUUUAUCCCGAAAAUUUCGUAAAAUAAAUUCCAGGAAGCAGCAAACUUCGUGACGGUGGGAUGUUAGUGAGGUCUCAUGUGAGAGAAUUUUGUGAAGCCUUUUCAAUUUCGAAUUUACAUUUUCGAAACCGCACCAGGGGCUUCUCAAGACUUAUACAAAUCUUUCGAUUCUCGCUUCUCUCUUUUUUUUUUUUCAAAGAACUUCUGCCAAAUUCCAUGAUAAAGUACAUUCCGUUCAUUUUCAUUAUAUCACUGGUCAGUUUCACGAACGAGAAGGUCAGUUGAAAUUGCAAAAAAAAAAAGAGUCAAAUAUAUAUAUUCAGAUCUUACAAGUUGGAAUGACGACUGCUUUAGACACCAAUACAGAUCUAGCUUCGGUAAGAAAUUUUAUGAAAUGUUUUUUGAAUUAGGGUAGGCCAAUCAUAGUAGAUCUUCAAGGUUUUCAAACCAAGCACAGUCCGGAAUCGGUACAAAAAUGCUAUUGUCAUUUAAAAGUUUUUUUAAACUGUCCUACCAAGAAAAGAAAAACGAUUCCCUAGAAGUACUUCAUUUAUUUUCAGUCCAGUUAUGAAAUUGAUACCAACAAAAACUCUGUCUGAAUUCCUUAUUAGAUCAUCCAAAAAAUUUUUAAGAUUCGCUGGAGUAGCGUGGCGGCAGGAGCCGGCGUCGCUUGGGACCGGAUCGUUGCCGAGCAAACUCUUCCUGAUUACACGCAGAUAAAGUUCAACUUUGACCAUCUAUAAUUAAUGAUCAAUUUUAUAAUUUCUCAGUCUAACGUGGGUGAAAAGCGACUGCGGUGAAGCCAGGGCCGCCGCCGCCAUAAUCGCCUACGCGGAAAGCAAAGCCGAUGUGUUUUUGGGACCUCCUUGUGCCAGAAGUUCGUAAUUUUCCUACUCAUCGUAGAUACGUUUUGAAAUUAUUAAAUGCGAUGAAAAAACCGACUUCUUCUCCUGUCAAAGUUUUAGCAUCAAAAAAAUAAAGCUUUUAAAAAAAUCUUGAAAAACAAGCCUUUUUUUAAUUAAAUUGAACUAUCGUUGAAAAAUAUUCAAGUUUAAAAUCAAACUAAUUUUUUUUUUUGAAUCAAAUUUCAGCUGCAAUGGUGGCUGGAAGUGUCGCAAAAUACUACAAUUUCCCAAUCGUUCUGUGGGGACCGCCUUUCGAUUCGGGCUUAACGAACAAAACCGAGUACCCUACUGUAGUAUCUGCUGUACCGAGUUCUCUAUCGUGAGUUUUGGGAAAUAAUAAUUUUCUUUAUAAUCGAUUUCGUUAGAGACGCAUUUAUCUUUGAACUAUUAUAUAUUUUUGUUUUUGAAUAACUGAUGAUGAUGAUGAAAUAUCAGCAGUUCUAAACCACAGCUAAACUAAAAGGUGACAAAAUUUUGCGUUCAGAGCUCAAAAUUAGGCUUUCGAUAAUAAAUAGGAAAAAUGUCGAUAACAUGUGAUUUGAGGAAUGCUCUUUGAUUCUUUGACUUGUUUCGAAUCUAAAAAUUUUUUCCCGAAAAAAAAUGCGAAGUUAGAUUAGUAUCACAAUCACUCGCAGUAAAUUUAUUUUGAGAACUUGCUGAAAAUUUGUUUUUUCAAUUGGAAUUUCAAUCAGAUUCGCCGUUUCAACCAUCCGAGUGCUGCGAAAAUUUGCCUGGACCGACAUUGGCUUGUUGUAUUACGUGCGGCGGAGCUCACUUGUCGCCCGAUGUCAACUGGUUGUGAACAAUUUGGAAAGUCUGGUCUACGACAGUCCUGACAUCACGAUCGCCUAUCGGAAACAGUUGGACAAUUCAACACCGGCUCAAUUGAAAGAGGCGCUCUUGGGCUUGCGGGAUGUAACCAGAGGUUUUUUUUGUCUUUUUUUUGAAAAAAAUUAUUUUUUCUCAUGAAAAAACAAAAAUUUUUUUGAAGAUCAUAGAACUCGAUAUUCAUGCGGAACUGGAAAGAUGAACUUUUCGAAAAGUAAAAGUUUGCCUUUUUGAAUUCAAGAAGAACUAUUUUUCUGGCUUUUUGAAAAAUUGUUUCUUCAGAUAAAGACUCUAUGAAGAUCCAUAGACCUACUACUCAAUAACUAGCAUAAUUCCCCACAUACUUUUCAGUUACCAUCGUGUGCCUGGAAUCCCUGCAAUCGCGUCGCGAUUUGAUGAUCGCGAUUGCAGACAACGGAAUGGCUACUGAAGAAUUCGUGUGGAUCCUCAUGGAGUCGCGAAACUCUGGAAUCGGUUCACAUUUUUCAAAAAUAAAAAAAAAAGUAAAAAGAAAAACUUCAGACCCAGAAUACUACUACGACGCGACCCAAAACUCCGACUACAACGCAAAAGCUUUGAGUUCAAUCCGGAAUUUUUUAGUUGUAAUGAAAUUCUUUUCGAAAAAUCGAAUUGACUGAUAAAUUUCAGUUAGACGUUCACCCGUACAACGACACGUAUAACUUUGAAUCUUUGGCUCUGGCACGAUUCAAAACGCCGCCUUUUUAUUGCAACAACUGUACAACGAUUGAUAUGGUGAUUUUUUUCGAAAUUCAAAUAGAUGAAAAAAUGUUGGAAGGGAACAUUUCAAUAGUAAGGAAUGCAUAUAAAGUCCAUGAGGAAACCCUUAACUUCCCAGAGAAAAAAGAGCUUUUUUAAAUAUCACAAAACACUCCCUAAGUUAAGAAAAAGAACUGAAACUAAAAAAGCAAUUCUGGCCAAGACUAACUAAAAAAUAAUAAUUUCUAUUCAAAUCAUUCCAAAAAAUUGCGUCUCUUAUAUGCGCAAAAAUCGUGAGAAUACAGUACUUCGUUAUUUUUUACUUGUUUUAUUUUGAAAAAGCAUUCGAAAACAAUUAUUCCAUGAUUCAGCAGAGAACCUACUCUGAAGACUGAAUAAAAUUUCAAAAAAAAAUUUCAAUUUCAAUUUCAAAAAAUUUCAAAAUUCGAAAACACAAAAACCAAGAAAGAAUGAACGAGGAGAAAUUUAGAAAAAAAUGCUCGAAUCCAAACUAUGCGGUCCGCAGUCGUCAUGACCCACUUGUGAACUUUAACGCACAAAAUAAAUUUUCAAGUUUUGAUGGUCUUCAAAAUCCAUUUGCACCAGAAUAAACGACUUGAAAGACAAUAUAGCUGAUUUUAUUUUUUUUUAGAGCCCUGAUUUUGCAAAAAAUUGACAUUUUUCUGUAGAACUGAAUUUUUUUUUUUCAAUAAUCCUUUUAGAACGAUUCGAACAUUGUCCAACUGGCCGAUGCAUUACUUAUCUACGCAACCGCCUUGAAUCGGAGUAUUUCGGCGGGAAAUCCAUCUCCAAACGGCCAACAAAUAGCCGCCUAUGCUGCCGGGGAAUUCGAUGGUAUCUUUUUCGUCUUAUUUUUUUUUCGUAAAUUUCAAAAUUUCAGGUUUCAGCGGUCGAAUAAUAAUCAAUAAUCAAUCGAUGCGCGUGCCAUUUUUCGCCAUCUACACAAUGAACAACAAAAACGAGCCUCAAAUUGCCCUGAGGAUCGUCGAAACUCUGACAAAUUCCUCGGAUAUUACAGCGGUAUCAUUGAUAAUUUUUUUUAAUUCUGUUAAAAAAUGAACGAAAUUUGAGGUGGAAGAAGUGAUACCAUUGCCGAAAAUGUGGGAGACGCGAGGUGGAAUUUCGCCGCAAAACACGCCAGUUUGCGGAUAUACAGAGUUUUCUUUUUGAUUCAGAAACUUCGAAGCGAUCUCUAAAAUGAUUUUUCAUAGUUCAUUUUGUAGUCAGUUUUUCGCUGAGAAAGUUUCGAGCGACUUCAGGACCCAAUAUCAAGUAGAAAAUACGUCUCUUAGUAGUAAUUUUUAUAAGUAUUCAAAAUUUUUCACGACUUUUCAACUAGAUGGGAUAUUCUUCAGACUUUAUCUAGAGAUUCAUUUUAACUUGUUCAUAUUCGUGGAACUUAAGAGAAAGAAAAAAUUCUAAAAUUCUCUGAAAUUUAAUUUCUUCCAGAACCGACUGCCCAAGGACAUUCGCUGAGCAAUAUCUCGCCAUAAUCCUCGGCUCUUUCGGGGGUGUUCUUAUCCUUCUGAUAUUGAUCGUUAUAUCAGUUGUUUGCUUGGUCAAGUUAGUGUCUUCACUAUCAAAGUAAAACUUAAAAAAAUAAUAAUUUUUAAAGAAUUAAAAGAGAAGAGGAAGAACGACUGAAUAAGCUCUGGCAAGUCUCCUUUACAUCACUGACUGCUCCGUCCAGUAAUAAGGUAAAUUUUCUAGCUUUAGGUUUUUUUUUAAAGUGAUCGUUUUUUUCUGAAAACAGAUUGCCAUUUACUUUUUUUUUGAAUACAAUUUUCUGAAUAAAACCAAGCUUUGGAAUGCUCGAAGACCUAAUAGGAGUUUCAAGAAGGACUCGCAGCACAGAGCCGUUCUUAGAGCAAAACCUUUAAAUAUUUUUUCGCGUUUGAUAACCUCAACAAAAAUUUGGAGCUGACUAAACAAGCAAAAUAAAAAAAUUUCUUUCUUGAAAUUAUCAUUUUCUCACGACUGCUUUGUUACAAAAAUGUUCAAAAAAGAUUGGAGCUUCGAAAAAAAAGAAGAAUUUGCAGAAACUGAUGAGUACCCGCUCCUUACAAAGUACAGUAACGUCAAGCACAAAGCUAACAAUCGAUUCAAAAAAGGUACAUGAAAUAAGUAAUGAAAUACAUGAAAAAAUGUACAAAGGAAACCCAACGACACGCCUUCUUUUUCAUGGAGAAAGAUCAAGUCGUGGCCAGGAAACACGCCUCGAGAGUAAUUCUCAAAAAAGAGCACAAGGCGAUGUUAAGGAAGGUUCUUGAAACUCAAAAAAAAAACUUCAAAAUCUCUAAAUUCAGGCAAAAAUGGCUGAGAAUGACAAUAUUUGCAAAUUCGUCGGUCUCUGCCAAGACGGACCAUUGUUGUUCACGAUUUGGAAAUAUUGCGAGCGCGGAUCUUUAUUAGUUAGUGAGAGGAAGAACGUGACGUGACCGUAAAACGUCGGAAAUUUCAGGAUGUGAUAGCCAAAGGCUCCUUGCAAAUGGACUGGUUCUUCAAGUACUCGUUGAUAAGAGAUGUUGCAGAGGUUUGGCAAAUAAACAGAGAACGACUUUGGAUUAAAACUGUUUUGUUAACAUUUCAGAAUAGAAUAGUUAUACUGAGUCACUAUGCUGUCCGAAAAAGCAGCUCUCAUCUGCUACAAGUUUAUUACAUAUGAGCUGCUUUUAAAUGAUUGGAGCUCUCAAACCAGAAAAAAUUGAGCUUCAGAACGCUGCAAAAAUCAUGCUUUUGAAGACUUUGAUUUCCCGACAGAUUGAGCAGUCUCAGUGAUUCAUAACAGCUGAAAAUUCAUUUAGAUUCUCGAAAAGCAUAAAAAUAUCAUAGAGACUCAAAGAGUUGCCCGUAGAAAGAAAAAAGUUCUUUUUAUUAUUUCAUUUUUUUGACUUUCGUUCUAAUAGCCUGUUCUUUAUGUUUAUUGCAAAACCAAAAAGCGACUGUGUUUCUUUCAAUAACCACCUUCAAGGGUCUCUACUACAUCCACCACAAUUUCGGGGCCCACGGUUGGCUGAGUUCCAGCACCUGCCUAGUUGACGAACGCUGGAGGGUCCGUAUCACCUUUUAUUGCAUGGAUUUGAUCAAAAAAGUCGAGCCGAGAACUCCAAAUGGUAUAGCUUAACUGGUAAAAUAAUAAUGAAAGUCUUCAUUUUUGAAGACUACCUCUGGGUCGCGCCGGAAAUGAUGCGCGAUCCAACGAUCCUAUCAACAAAAUCGGCAGAUAUAUUUAGGUACAGACCCUUGAACAAAGUUGAAAAUUUAAAAAAUUUUUUGCAGUUUUGCCAUAGUUUGUUCUGAAAUCAUCACAAAAAAGUCGGCGUGGGACAUUGAGAACUCGAAUAUGGAUAUUGACGGUAUGAUUGAUCUUUAACGAGUAGAAUGGCUAAGGACGCGUUGCGGUCGCGCUGCGUUCUGUAGGGUAGUCAUGGAAGUAAUCAUAACUGCGUCUGACCUCGAACAACCUUUUUCUCCUUUUCCGUAGGCCCGUCCGCCACACGUUCUGUUAUUCUUUCUAACACGGGCGUUUGUAAGCCGUAAAAACACCAUUCAAACUUUCAGAAGUGAUCUACCGAGUGAAAAAGGGCGGCAGAAACCCCCAAAGACCAUUAUUGGACACAGAAGAUGAUCAUAACGUAUCUCUAUCUCUACUUGUGAGGUUUUCAAAUUUGAACAUUUUUGUUACAAUCUUCCAAAAAAAAAAUUCAGAGAUUGUUGGUCUGAAGAGCCUGAACAGCGACCAACGAUAGAUCAGGUCAAAAACUUGAUCCGGAGCAUGAAUCACAGUGGCAGCUCCAAUCUGAUGGACCAUGUCUUCAACGUUUUAGAGACCUAUGCUUCAAACCUCGAGGAAGAGGUUUGAUGUCGUGACGGGCAAGGUAUAUAAAGACAUCCUCAGGUUCAAGCGCGAAUGAAAGAACUGACAGAGGAAAAGAAGAAAAGCGACAUUUUGCUCUAUCGGAUGCUUCCGCCUCAAGUCGCUGACCGGCUAAAGUUGGGACAGUCUGUUGAGCCUGAGACUUUCGAUUGCGUCACCAUAUUCUUCUCCGACGUCGUCUCCUUCACUACUCUGGCCAGCAGAUGCACGCCUCUUCAGGUACUUUUAACACGAUAGAGGUGUCCUCCAAGUUCUAUGGACGAUUCUGAGCCAUUUAGACACCAGUAAAAUGGUCAUAGCGCCUUUCUAGCGCUAACUUGAAAGAGCUAGACCCUUGAGACAAUCGCCACCAGUUGGACUUAUUCAUAAUAUUCUUCAGGUGGUCAACCUGCUCAACAAUCUCUACACGACCUUCGACGCGAUUAUUGGCGAGCACGACGUCUACAAGGUGACGUCAUCUCUCGCGAAGAGAACGAUUCAGAAUAUUAUCAGGUAGAGACGAUCGGAGACGGCUACCUGUGCGUCUCGGGUCUUCCCAAAAGGAAUGGGAACGAACACGCGAAGGAGAUCGCCGAGAUGUCUUUCUCGCUGUUGAGGGCGAUCAAGACUCUUCGGAUUGAUCAUCUACCGGCCGAGAGGAUCAAUAUCCGGGUCGGACUUCACACCGGUCCUGUCGUCACUGGAGUUGUAGGCGUGACCAUGCCAAGGUUCCGGAAUCAAUACCUACCUCUGAUACUGUAGAAAUAAUAGGUACUGUCUUUUCGGCGACUCUGUCAACACGGCCAGUCGGAUGGAAAGCAAUGGGAAACGUGGGGAAAAUCGAAAAUCCGAAUGAAAACAAUGAAAAUUGCAGCUGGAAGAGUUCACAUCUCAACGGAAACCAUGAAAUUUCUGACAGAAGUUAUUGGAGGAUACCGUACAGUGGAACGUGGAGAAGUCAUCGUCAAGGUAGAACUAUAAAAUCGUGAGAAAGUUUUAGCGCUUUGUAUGAGUAUAUUCAGUCCUGGAAAACGUAGUUUUGGUUCGUCAAGGUAUCACCUGAAGUGCGCCAAUAGGUUGUAUAAGGCUCUGAAACAAAUGUCUUUAUGGAGGUUCCGUGAAGCCUCAAAAGGUUAUCAAUGAUCGUAGAAGCUUUGUUAAAGCAUCUAUGAGAAAGUUUCAUGUCAUUCAAGUCUCAAAAAGCUUUCAAUGAAAAAAAUACCUUGAUAUCCUAAUUUUAGACGUUAACAUAACUGGUGACGGCUCUGAGUGUUUAGAUCCCUCUAGUGACCAAUUGAAGUUUUAAAAUGUUAUAGUGAUCUCUUCAGGGGAAAGGCGCUCUAACGACCCACUGGCUUCUGACACCGGAAGAAGUUCAGAUGGAAGAACAGAAUAAUUAAGGCUACUUUGAAAUAGUUCAUUCACCGUUAGCUUUGAAAACAAUACUGCAAAAGAGAUCACCACUAAAACUUGUUCAAGCCACUGGUGAAUGAACUAUGAAAGUUUAGGAUUCGUAUAAUUAGAAUAAAAUGAGAAAUUUUUUGAUGAAACUCAGGCUUGAAAGUCUAUUGCAGACGUGAAACUUCAUUUUUUUUUUCUUCUAUCCACCAAUACCUCUCCUUAAUAUGUACCGCUUUAUUGCUAUUUUUCUUGUUUUAAAUAAAGUCUAUUUGUUUCGAAACAUUCCUAGAACAUAAAGUGUGAGUCAGGUGACGGGUGGAAGACUCAAAAUUGGGGGAAAAACGGCGUUUUGAAAAAAAUAUGGUUUCAAAACAAAUCUCUUUUUCGAAAUUCCUAAGGCUUCUGUCGCAUGUCUUUUUCAGUUUUCCUCCGCAACUAUAUUCCUUUUUGCAAAAUGCUCAUUUUUCUUCCAUUUUUAAUAGCUUUCACUACUGGAAAGGUAUGUCGAUUUUUCGAAUUUUUCCAUAGUCUUUUGAAGAUUCUUCAAGUUGGUCUGAUCACCGCCGCGGAUAGCAGUGAAGACUUGGCUGGGGUAAGCGAAAUGAGAAAUAGAAAAUGGAGAAAAAUGAUAAAAAAUCAGCAAAUCGGAUGGAGCAGAGUCGCGGCUGCUGUCGGAGUCGCCUGGGACCGAGUUAUAGCCGAGAGAACUUUGCCUGAUUAUACGGAGAUGAAGUUUAUUUUACAAUACAAGGAAAAAAAAGCUUGAUAGUAGAUUCAUCGCUAGUCUAAAAUGUCUUGGACAAAUGACUUUUUGUCAGAAUUUUCGCGCUAAAUAUUUUUCAUGCAGUUUUUUUUCCGAGCCCUCAAAAAGGACAUCAGUACUCCCUCUGAAAGUUUCUUAAAAGGUUGCAAGAAACCAUUUUUUUUCUUCUCACUUUCCUCGAUUUUUGUCCAGUAAAAGUGUUUGUUUUAUUUUGUUUCAACUUUGAAUUUCAUAGAAAAUAUCCCUUCCAAGCAAAAAAGCAUAGAAUCCAAAAAUCUUCAGCUUAACCUGGGUCCUCAGCAAUUGCAUCGAGUCCAAGGCGGCUCAAGCUUCAAUUGCCUACAUCGACGCAAAAGCCGAUAUUCUUCUAGGGCCUCCUUGUACAAGAAGUCAGCGAAAAUAUCAACCCACCCAUAAAAAGAAUUUCAGCCGCUCUGGUAGUUGGUUCGAUAGCCAAAGUCUACGACUUUCCGUUCAUGUUGUGGGGUCCUCCAUUCGACAGCGCUCUUUUGAAUGUCACCGAGUAUCCGACGGUCAUUGCCUCCGUUGCCAGCUCUUACGCGUGAAUUUUUGAAAACUAAACUUCAAGUUCUUAUAAAAGAAUCAAUGGCGUUUGAACUCUCCUUUCGGGAAAAAAAAACACCCAAAAUCAAUAAGCGCUCUCUGAUAAAAUCUACGCCUUCAAAAGCUACCAGUUUUUUGGCUUAGAUACUCCGUUUCUGCCAUGAGAAUCUUGCGAAAAUUCAACUGGAAAGAAAUCGGACUGCUCUACAACGUCCGCCGAAGUGCUCUGAUCCCAAGAUGCGAACUUUUCGUGAGCGACUUGGAGAAGCUGGUUAUCGCCUCGCAAGACAUCACAAUCACUUAUCGGAAACAAUUCGACGAUUCCACGCCGGAUCAACUCCGUGAUUCUCUGACAGUACUGCGCGACGUCACCAGAGGUCUCAGAAUCUUCAGAGUUCUCAUGAGAUAUCUUCUGAUUCAGUGACGAUCGUGUGCUUGGAAUCAUUACAAUCCAGGAAGGAUCUAAUGGUUGCGAUUGGUCAAAAUGGCUUGGCGACGAAGGAUUUCGUUUGGAUUUUUGUCGAGUCCAGAAAAGUCGGUUUCGGUGAGUUAUUCACGAGAAAAAAGUUCGGAGUCGAGUAUUCAUUUAGAGAAAUCAAAAAGGUUGAUAACCUGAUAUUUUUUAUUGAGAAUGAUAAGAUAGAGGAUAAAGAGUUGUCGUAUUUUUACUUAGUGAAAUCUUUCGAAAAGUCUGUAUACACUGUUCGUCACGAACUUUGAACAGUCUGACUUGUCUGAGCCCCCUUUUCUCUUAAAAGUGACGUCAGAGAAAAAUGAAAACGACGUUAAAAAAAGCGCAGAAAAAUUGAAAUUUUUUAAAAGUCGUAAUGAAAGCUUUGCUGUUAAUUUAGCUAUAAACUGAUAGUUUAAAAAUAGAAAUAAACGUUUGAAACUUGUUCCUGUAAAGUUUGAAGACAGUAAAUUUCAUUCAUAUGGCUGCACAUUCAAUUUUCUUUUACAUUUUCAACAAAGAGCAUGACUUGAAAAUAAGAUACCCUUCCAGAUCCUCAGUACUAUAUUGAUAAUACAAGGCCUGAUGAACUGAACGAUUACGCUUUGAAAGCAGCGAGAGUCACGAUGGUGGUAAGAUUUUAUGAUUACACUAAGAAUAACUGACGAGAUAAACGCGAGCUCGGUGGCGGUACAUUGACUAACUCGCAAAAAUGUCGCUUUUUUCUAGGCGCGAUCCCGCAUUUCUCUCGGCGCGACCUCGCAUUUUUCUCGGCGCCAUCUCGCAUUUAUCUUGCAUUUCCGAAAUUUUCAAAUUGCGAGAGAAAUGCGAGCUCGCGCCUAGAAAAGUGCGAGCUGGCGCCCAGAAAAAUGCGAGACCGGCGCGAGAAAAAAAGCGAGAUGUUUGCGAGCUCGUCAAUGUACCGCCAGUGUCUCGCGUUUAUCUCGGCAGUUAUUCUUAGUGUACCUUUAAUUUCAAAUUUCAAACCUGAAUACAUCUCAUUUUUCUUUCAGCUAGACAACCAGCCGUUCAACGACUCUGAAAAAUUCGAAAAUAAAGUUAUUGAGCGGUUCAGAACGCCGCCUUUCAAUUGCAUGAACUGUACAUCAAUCGAUAUGGUGAUUCAUUUUUUUUUUCGAAAAAUCUGUGUUGAACUCCUACUCGUCCUAAUAUUAUCGCAUAAAAACGCCAUGCUUUCUCUAUAGUCUCUUGUUUCCCCUGAUAUUUCGAUCAUCUUCUCAGGACGCUUAAUGAAAAAAAAAAUAGUGAAAUUGAUUGAAAAAAAAAAAAUGUUUUACAAUGCUUCCAAAGAUCAAUCUUAAAAAAAUCCUCAAAAUGCGAGCCUAUGAAAAUCACGAUGAAGGCGUGACAAGCCAGUCACAAAAAUCGUGCAACAGAGCGAAUUUGUAAAACUAGACGAGUUGGCUAUGAAUUGUACAGCAAUAUAUAAUGAACUUUUCUUCAUAGAAGAAAUCUUUUCAGGUUGCUUCUAGUGUCGCUCAACUAGCAGACGCUGUUCUAAUUUUCGCGAAAGCUUUGAAUAAAAGCCUGACGGCUGGAAUCACAAGCCCUACCGGCACUGAAAUUUCCGCUUUUUCGAAAGGAGAAAUGGAUGGUUAAAAGAAGUUGAGCGUUAUAAAAACCAGUGAUUGGUUUCAAGGAUACUCCGGCCGGAUAAUAAUAAAUGAGGCCGGUUUUCGGGUCCCGGUUUUGAAUAUUUACACGCUGGACAAAAAUAAUCAGCCUCAAGUUGCCCUAAGGAUCAAGGAAACGCUGACGAAUGGAACCGAUGCAAGUUUGGUGAGGUCUUUUUGCUUGAAAAUCUUGAAAAAAUGAGCAGUUUCCGGGGUAUAGAAGAUUAGAAUUAGAAACUUUUAUUUUAAUGAAUUAGAAACGCUUCAAUUUUUCUGAAAAUCUGAAAGCUUGUUUAUUUUGUAUACUUUUGGCGAGGGAAGAGUGAAAAAAGGGUUUCAAAUGUAUUUUUUAAGCCUACUUUAUAACAGAUGCUUCAAAUCUUACCAAUUUUCAGGCUUUUUUUUUUACAUUAUUCGAUCUUAAUUUACUUCUCAAAAGGACAAAAAAUUGAAGUUUGUAAGUUCUAAGUGGUUAGAAUUGAUGAAAUUUGAAAAAAAUAACAAAAAUUGUUUUUUGGGGAAUUGAAAUUUUUUUUUCGAUGCAAAUUUCUGCUUACUUUUUCGAAAAAAAUUGAAAGAUCAAGGCUAUAUACAUUAUCAGACUAGAAAAACGUUGUUCGCGCUUGGAAUGGCUCGAACUAUUUCAAACAAAAAACUUUAAAUCUCUCAAAAUCAGCUUUUCAAGGUGGAAUCAAUAAUUCCUAUGACGAAAACUUGGGAGGCUCGUGGCGGCGAAACUCCCUUGAACAUACCAACUUGUGGAUUCACUGGGUAUUAUCCAAAGGAUAAUUUGAAGAACAUUAUUAAAAUUCAGAAACGAUUGCCCACAGACGUUUGUUCAAAAGUACUUGGCCAUAAUCCUUGGGUCGGUCGGUGCCGCCGUUUUUUUGAUCAUUUUCGUCAUGUCUUCAACUAUUUGCUUGGUCAGGUAUGUCACUUCGAAAAAAAAAUCGACAAAGGGAAAAAAUUUGGUUCAGAUUGAAAAAAGAAGAAGAAGAGAGACUGAACAAGCAAUGGCAAGUGGAUUUCUCGGCUCUCACAGUUCCAGCAGCUAAUAAUGCAAAGGUAAUUUUUCGCUCUGGAAAAAAAAAAUUCAAACUUCUUGUUGAGAUAUUAUUUGCUUCGCAGUGGAUGUUUCUUCAAGUUUUAACAAUUUUUGUGACAAUUUUUUUUUCAUAAAGGGAUCAUUUGUUCAAACGUCAGGGGUCCCUAUAGGGGUUGCUUCAAGGUUGCUCCUAUAGGGAUCAAUCUGGAGUUCGUAAGUGCGUGCGUUUUGAUGAGUCGAAGUUGAUUGCACCUUUAAAAUUGACUUGAACUUUUUUAAUUUUGGAAUUUAAAGAGAAUGGCGAGUUCCCGGUCCCUUCAAAGUACAAUAACAACGAACACAAAGUUGACUAUCGACUCCAAGAAGGUUUUUUUUUCGUUUUUUGGAAGUUCAACUAGAUUAUAUGAACUUCACAUGAUUUUGGCGAUUCCAAAAGUUUCUGAAGAUUUGCUGAAAAUCUAAAAAUUCAGGAAACAGAGAGACACGCCUUCUUCUUCAUGGGGAAAGAGCAAGUCGUUGCUCGAAAGCAUGCGACAGCAGUUAUGUUGAGAAAAGAGCAGAAGGCCAUGUUAAGAAAGGUUUUUUUUUUCAAAUAAAAUCGUGAACUAUCGAGAAUGAAUAACGCGUCGCGGUACCGCUGUGGUUCGGAUCAGAACUAAAGGAAAAGUCACAUAGAGCAAAUUGCUUCAAUGCUUUCAUAUACACUCGUGCGUAAACCGUUUCAGGUCGGAUUCAUUUUAUUAUUAUUUUUUCCUGAGCAUUAACGCGACCACGGCGCUUGAAACCGUUCCAAUUUCAAGUAAAGACUUUAAUGAAAAAAUUCAGAGCAGAAUGGCUGGUCACGAUAAUCUAUGCAAGUUUUAUGGUCUUUGUCAGAACGGACCGAUGCUAUAUACUAUUUGGCGGUAUUGCGAGCGUGGAUCCUUAUUGGUAUGUUAAACGCGACGCGACCGUAACGCAUGGAACUUUCAAGGAUGUGAUAGCCAAAGGGUCCUUGCAAAUGGACUGGUUCUUCAAGUACUCGCUGAUCAGAGAUAUUGCUGAGGUUUGGCUUGAAACUUCAAAAAAAAAAAUUUGGCUUCUAACCAAAAGCUUACAAAACAGAAAAACCUAAAAAGGCAAUGGUACUUCAUAGGAAAUUCAAUUAGAGAUUAAAAAACGAAAUUUAAGGGCCUCUUCUUCGUCCACCAUAACUUCGGAGCACACGGUUGGCUGAGUUCCAGCACCUGCCUAGUUGAUGAACGUUGGCGAGUUAAAAUCACGUUUUAUUGCAUGGAUUUCAUCAAAAAAGUUGAGCCAAGAACACCGAAUGGUAAUUUUUUCGAAAAACAUUUUCUCAACAUAAAUCCUUCUCAGAUUCUCUAUGGACGGCUCCUGAAAUACUGCGCGAUCCCACUCUUGUUCCUUGUAAAGAAGCCGAUAUUUAUAGGUAGUUAAUGUACUAAAUUUGCCAAUUCAGUCUGACUUGUCUGCGCCCUCUUUCCCUUGACGGCGAGGUCAAAGAUUACAUAUAGUCCGUCGCCGCGACUUGACAGUUUUCGCCUGUCUGCGUCUCUCUGUUCCCUCAUCGGCGAAGUCAGAGAAAAAUGGAAAUAGCACGUAAACAUGAGAGUGGCGUCGAGAGAUAAGGAGGGCGCAGAGAAGACAAGUCGCGAAAAACGGACUUUAAAGUUAGGCAAGAAAAGCCAGAAACUUUCGAAUUUUGGCGAAUAAAGUGUAAACGAAGAUUGAAUAAACGUUUUUUUUACAGCUUCGCAAUCGUGUGCUCUGAAGUGAUCACUAAAAAGUCGGCCUGGGACCUGGAGAACUCCAAUAUCGACUUGGAUGGUAUUGGUCUCACGGGAUCUUGACGAAAAAUUAAUGAAAUUCAGAAGUGAUCUACAAGGUGAAAAAAGGUGGCCGGAAUCCGUUCAGACCUCUUUUGGAAACUGAAGACGAACACAACGUAUCUUUAUCUCUGCUAGUGAGGUAAGAAAGAAAAUUUAUAGUUGCGCUUGGAACAAUACAAAGGUGAGCGGUUGGAAGCCGACUUGAAUUUUCGCAGUUUGCUUCAAUUCUUGAAAUUCCUUCACUCGCAAUUCGUAUCGAGUCGGCGACUCUUGAAGCUUGAAACGAACCAUUCUGGGUGCGGCCAAGACGUUUUAAGUCAGCCGGCCCGAAUGGACUUCGGAUCGAGCAUAUCUUUUCAGAGACUGUUGGACGGAGGAGCCAGAUCGAAGACCCAACAUUGAUCAAAUCAAAAGUUUGAUCACAAGCCUGAACCAUAGUGGGAGCUCGAAUCUCAUGGACCAUGUCUUCAACGUUCUGGAAACGUAUGCUUCCAACCUGGAGGAAGAAGUGAGAAGCUUUGAAUUUUUCCUCAAUUAGCUAAGUCCCAAUUCCAGGUAGAAGCCCGAAUGAAGGAGCUGACAGAAGAGAAGAAGAAAAGCGACGUUCUGUUGUACAGAAUGUUGCCGAAACAAGUUGCCGACCGCCUUAAGCUCGGCCAGUCAGUUCAGCCGGAAACAUUCGACUGCGUUACGAUAUUUUUCUCCGACGUCGUCUCCUUCACGACUUUGGCCAGCAGAUGCACACCACUUCAGGUACUUUUGAGACGAUUCAGAUUUCCUCUAAGUCUCACGGACGAUUCUGAGCCAUUAGACACCAGUAAAGUAUUACUAGCGCCUAUUUAGUGCUAACUUGAAAAAGCUAGACCCAUGAGACUCAUUCUAAGUAUUUUUCAGGUGGUCAACCUGCUCAACAAUCUCUACACGACCUUCGACGCGAUUAUUGGCGAGCACGACGUCUACAAGGUGACGUCAUCUCUCGCGAAGAGAACGAUUCAGAAUAUUAUAAGGUAGAGACGAUCGGAGACGGCUACCUGUGCGUCUCGGGUCUUCCCAAAAGGAACGGGAACGAACACGCGAAGGAGAUCGCAGAGAUGUCUUUCUCGCUGUUGAGGGCGAUCAAGACUCUUCGGAUUGAUCAUCUACCGGCCGAGAGGAUCAAUAUCCGAGUCGGACUUCACACCGGUCCUGUCGUCACUGGAGUUGUAGGCGUGACCAUGCCAAGGUUCCGAAAGUUAUAUAUUUUCCUCUGACACUGUGGAAAUAAUAGGUACUGUCUUUUCGGCGACUCUGUCAACACGGCUAGUCGGAUGGAAAGCAAUGGGAAACGUGAGGAAAACCGAAAAUACCGACAAAAUCGAUGAAAAUUGCAGCUGGAAGAGUCCACAUUUCAACGGAAACUAUGAAAUUCCUGACAGAAGUUAUUGGAGGUUACCGUACCGUGGAACGUGGAGAAGUCAUCGUCAAAGUGGAGAACUUGAUAAUUAUGUUUGAGAUUCAGUUGAAUGGUUUCAGGGAAAAGGAGCUGUGCUGACACAUUGGCUUUUGACCCCGGAAGAAAUCGAAAUUGAGGACAGGAAAAAUGAUUGAAAUCUGUGAAAACUCUUCAGAAUGAAUUGUAUUUUCUUUGAUGCAAAUUUUUUAAGACUGUAUCAAUUGAUUAAAGGAUUUUCUUUGGAUCAAGGAACUGAAAAGCAGAAUCGGAUUAUUGAAAAUGCACCUAGAACUGUGAUGAUUCUCGAAAAAGUUAAAAAUUUUCCCUAAAUUUCAAACAAAACCAAGACUUUCGCGCACAAGAUCUCCCAUUUUUUUUUCUUUAUCAGCCCUUAAAUUUAUCAACUUUCAAACGUAUAUAUUUUUACAGGACACUCCUAAAAAGAAAAAUCUCAUAAGAAUCAAAAUGAACAUUUUCCUUAAUAAUAAAAUAUUUAUUAACAUCAAUGAAUGGAAUCAAAUUGUUAUUCAUUCCGGGAAAAAAAAGCUACACCGGCUUCGUAUAAAAUAGCAAAACCUUGAUGAAAUGGCUUCGAUUUGACUCAAUUCAACGAGAUGAGUUCAAAGUUUCCGGUCAACCUACUCCUGAUUUUAUUACUCUCCAUUUCUUAUGUUAAAACAGAAGUUUCUGCUUUUUCUCUUUUCAAAAAUCAAAACCAUUUGUUUUCAGAUCCUCCAUGUGGGUCUUUUGGCAGCCCGAGACGACAACAUCGAUUUGAACUAUGUUAGUUUUUGCAAAACUUCCGAAUUUCCUAACUUCUCCAACGUAAUUUUGAACGUCUAUUCAAAAAAAAAAAAGAUUAUUGAAAUGGGAGGAAUUAAAGACACUCGGCUGGUCAAGAGUGGCGGCCGCCGUUGGCGUCGCUUGGGACAGAAUUAUCGAGGAGAAAAUUCUACCAACCUACCACCAAUUGAAGUUUUAUUCUUCUUCAUUCAAUUUUUCAUAGAGAUUUUGAGAGUGUUUUCAAAUUGCUAAAUUAAAUGACCCAACUUGCCAAUUAAUUAAUUAAUUGAGCUUAACCUGGCUCGUGAGCAAUUGCGUCGAGUCAAAAGCCGCCGAGGCGGUCAUUUUAUACGCCGAAAAUGCUCAAGUUCUACUGGGACCGCCUUGUAUUGGAAGUUUGACUUUUUAUUAUUCAUUCCAAAAAUCUGACGAAAAGCUUUAAAAAAAAGACUAAUAAAUAGACCUUUUGAAAACUCCAUUUUUUUCCGAAGCAAACCCAAUGAAAAUAUCAGCUUUUUUUUGAAAAGUACAAAAAUCCUCGGGUAGAUCAGCUCUCAUAAUUAUCGAAAAUAAUCAAUUUUAGUUUUCAAAUAUGUAUAACUAGGUUCGAAUUCCACAAAUUUUACCUUCUUCUCUAGUUUUUUUUUUACUUCCUGCUUCAGCGGCUCUAAUCGGAGCCACAGUGGCGAAACAUUUGAAUUUCCCCUUGGUUCUGUGGGGUCCACCAUUUGAUGCGGAUUUAGAAGACCCCUACGAAUAUCCCACCAUCAUGACCACCACUUCAAGCUCUAUGACGUGAGUAAAGUCGAUGGAAAAGCUCAGAGAGAGAGAGUUGAAGAAAUAUAACUUGAAAAUGUCAAAAAAUGCUAUAUAAAGAGAUCUGAUAAAAAAAGUUAAUUUUUUGUUGAAAUCAAAUGUUUUUAAAAUUUGCUAGUAAUGAAAAAUUCCUGCAAAUAAACCUUGAAUAAUGAGAGUUUUUUUUUGUUCUUUUUGGGAGCUAGCUUGGGACGCAAAAAAGGUGUGGCCUGUCUGCGCACUCCACCAACCAGGCACUGUCUCUUUUCUGAUCGUGUCAGGACCCUUUUUUCUAUGGCUCAAAUCAGCCGUGAAUCAGCUAUACUAUCAGCCCUGAAGCUGAAGGAAACGUGAAAACAGUACAAAAAAUCGGUCUUUCAUGCUUAAUACUUCCAAUUUCCAUUAAAUCGAUUUAUGACGGAUAAUUGCUAAAGAAGCAACAAAAAAUAAAAGAAAAUAAAAAAAAUUGAAAGUUUAUGGAUCUAACUUCGCGUGAAAAAUUUUUAUUUGAUUUUAGGGACAACCGCAAUUUCUGUGCAAACUCAAACAUGCAAUUUGACAAAAUCGAAAUGUUUUUACUUUCAAAAAUCCAAUAUUUAUGUCCUGGAAUAUCGCUCUUUUCUCAGCUACGCCAUGUCAGUGGUCCGAAUCCUUCGGAAAUACGCCUGGGGCGAGGUUUCCCUCAUCUAUCACAUAAACCGAAGCGAUCUGAUUCCGAGAUGUGCCCUGGUUGUGAAGAACUUGGACCAUUUGAUCAAUAAGGAGCCGAAUAUUACGAUCACCUAUCGCCAACCAAUGGACGCGACAAAUAAAUCCGAUAUCGAUGAGACUUUGUUGGAAUUCAAGCAAGUGUCGAGGGGUGAGUUUCGGUCAAGAGAACAAGGUCAUACUGUGGGAUUGAGAAUUUCCUGAAAAUUGGAGCCAUCCAUAAUGUACCAGAAAAAGACCUUUUUUUUCUCAGCCUGCAAAAUUUUCUAGUUUUCGAGAAAGGGCGCCUUGAAAUCUGUGAAAAUAGGCCAUUUCGGGGAUUUGAGUCGUCGUUUCUCAUAAACUAAAAAGCUGGGCAGGUUGAGAAUUUCAGGACAUUUUUCUGGUCCAUCAAUGAGCUCAAUGGCCACUUCUCUAGAAUUUCCCGACCGCAAAAUAAAAUGACUUCCCUUUUUGAACUUUUAAAAAUCUAGCACUUUUCCACUUUUCACCCGACUUUUUCAAGAUCAUUCCAAAACAUAAACUUGAGCUUCUUACCACUCAAAGUUCAUGAAAAUAAAGAUCUGUCAAAAAUUAUCUAAUAACAGUGGCGAUCCUCUGCGUGGAAGGACAACGUUCGCCUCGAAAUAUGAUGAUUUCAAUAAAUGAGCUGGGGAUGGACACGGAAGACUAUGUCUACAUUAUGAUACAGAAUCGUAGAACUGGCUUUGGUAAGAAAAAAGGUCUAAAAGUCAAAAACCUUCUUUUUAAGACCCGAAAUACGUCCAAUUUCAAGACGUUGAUGAUGGAAACGACCCGAAAGCUUAUAAAGCUGCCAAAAGAUUUAUGAUAGUGAGUUCAAAAAUAUAUGAACGUUCAAAAUUGGAAUUGAAGCUUGACAAUCAACCGUACAACGAUGCGGACGAACUUGCGGAAAAAGUGAAAGAACGUUUCAAAACUUCGCCUUUCAACUGCACAAAUUGUACGAACGUCGAUGUGGUUUGGGUCUUUUCUCGAUUAAAAACUUGAAAAUCAUUGAAAAAAGGUCGAGUCGAAAUAACCUUUUUCAAUUUUUACAAGACUUGUCUAACACAACUUUCUUUUGGGAGGACUAGGAAAAAGAAAAAUCUUCUAAAGUGUCCACCUAAAAAGGUAUCCUCUAAAGUUUCAAAAAAUGACUAUUAAGAUUAUGAAAGCUAGGAAAACUAAAUUUUCGGGAUUUCUUUUCACUAAAUCUCAAGUAUCAGAAACUCUUCCAGUUUUACAAAAGAUGAUAAAAAAAAAUGACUUUUUCCCUGAUUUAAAAAAAAAUGCGACCCUUCCAUCUUUGAACCGCAGGAAAGGCCAUCAAUAUUUUUUUUUACUAAUAUACUUCUCUAAUGAAGUGUAAACGCUUGAAAUAGUGAUAAACUUCUGUGCGAAGAAUUUCGCUAAAAAAAAUUCCUCAGGAAAUUUAUCAGAAGAUUUUUGAAAGGCAAUUAUUCCAGAGUCCUUUUUAAGCUUUUUUUUACGAGUUGCGUAGGCUUUCACAACACCUCGUUCAACUUUCAAGAAUUUCACAAUUAAUUUUCCUCUCAUUCUCUUCCAAGUCCCCUUUUCUGUAACUGAACCAUACACGGGAAAGAAAAAACACAAUGAGUCCAGGAGGAGGAAUUAAAUCACGAAAAUUUGAAAAAUAAGUACUAGAAUCAACUUUUAACUUCAAGAAGGUAAUGUUGAUAAUAUCAAAACUAAAUUUAAUCUCGAGGUAGUACCGACUUUGAUUUAAGAAUAAUUCAGAUGAGACGGCCUUUUGAUGAAUUCUGCCCAUGAAUAAAUUGAACAGCAAUGAAUCAACUAUCAAAAAAGGUGGAAACAACUUCAGAAGGAUACGAAUGUUGGAGCCCUGGCCGAUGCGAUGCUUCUUUACGCCAAGGCGUUGAACAAAAGUAUCGCCGACGGGAAACCGAAUCCCACCGGGAGAGAACUUGUUUCUUACGGCUCCAAUCUCACUUAUCAUGGUUUUCUCAUUUCAUUUACUUUCUCUGAAAAUCCUGCCUUAAAACAGCGGGAACUGCAAAGUGUGCGCGGAGCGGUCGCGACGCGUUUUUGGCGCCAAUUCAAAAAAUAUCGCAUUUUCUAUCGAAAUUCUUUUUUAUUUGAAUAAAAGGGCAAAGAAUCUUCUUUGAGAGGCAAUUGAUAUGAAUUAGUUUUGUCAACAGGAAACCUGAGAAAACUUACAAUUUGAAUUGACGCCAAAACUAAUUUUCAAGUUGUUCAAAGCCGGCAAAAAAUUAAUCAUAAAAAAAUGAAAAAUAAAAAAAAAUUAAGGCUACUCGGGAGUUUUCAUAACAGACGACGAUGCGUUACGAGUUCCAGUCUUUCUUGUGUCGAUUCUCGACGAAAAAAAUGAGGAACUUCACGUUUUGAGAAUCGUUGAAAAUAUGGACAACGAGACCGACUUGGUUUGUUUCUUAAAACUCUUCUGGGAAGCCUUGGCCACGCGGUGAAUGGCUUAAAAUACGUCGCAAAAGUAUAGCUGAUUCACGGCUGGCUUGAGCGAUCGAAAAAUGGGUCCUGUCACGAUAAGAGAAGAUACAGUGUCUGGUUGGUGGAGAGCGCAGACAGGCCACGCCUACUUAGCGUCCCAAAUUAGCCGUGAAUCGGCUAUAGUUGAGUCGGUCGCGGUCAAUCCACGUGCGACCAAACAAAAAAAAAAUAAACAAAUGAUUUAGGUUGAAGAACUCGUGACGCCUGAAGUUAUGUGGGCAACUAGAAAUGGAUUUAUUCCACCGAGUCGACCGGAUUGCGGAUUCUUAGAGUUAGUUGAACUUGAAAGUUUCGAGCGGAAUUCGACAGUUACUCAAGAAAAACUAUAGAAGAAUGAAAAAAUUUGGUUGUUUCCAAGAGAUCUUCUCCAAAAGCAGUGCUUCAUAAUGGAAAAAACCUAACGAAAAAAGAAAAUGAUCUUGAUAAGAAAAAACAUUUUAAUGCUUUGAGAAGUUUCUUGUUUCCUAGAAUAUGAAAGAGCCGUCUAGAAAGAAAAUGAACUUUUUCCAGGAACGAAUGCCCCAAAACCUUCGCCGCAAAGUAUUUCGGAAUGAUCUUCGGAACUUCUGGCGGCCUUAUUGUCGUCAUAGCUCUGUUGAUUUUUCUCACUGUUUUUGUGAUCCGGUGA